Molecule: messenger RNA, 1336 nt
Organism: Benincasa hispida (wax gourd)
Lineage: Eukaryota; Viridiplantae; Streptophyta; Magnoliopsida; Cucurbitales; Cucurbitaceae
Product: 28 kDa ribonucleoprotein, chloroplastic-like
Biological process (GO): chloroplast rRNA processing
Cellular component (GO): chloroplast thylakoid membrane
Molecular function (GO): mRNA binding
Source: RefSeq, a predicted model, not a curated record
GUUUGGCGAUAAGGAGGAGACAGGCCAUCUCUUUCUUCACUGCCCCUUAUCCUCACCUCUUGGGUGUUAAGGCCUUUCCUCUAAAACCCUUCUUCCUCCUCCUCCUCCUCCUCCUCCUCCUCCUCUUCUUGAAUCUCUUCCUUUCAUCUCCUUGAGAUUCAGUAAUGGCUUCUACUUCAGCAACUUCCAUUUUGAAGCCUUUAUCCAAGCCAGAUUCCUGCUUUCUCUCUUUGCCUUCUCUAUUCACCGGCAGACCCCCACACACUUUCCUCUCUUUCCCUUCAAAAUUCAUCCCCUUCAAUCUUUCCUCUUCUCAUACUUCACUCUUUUCCUCUUCAAAGAAGAAAACCCAUCUUCCCUCUGUAGCUCAGACUUCCGACUGGGCUCAAGAAGACGACACCAUCACCAUUGACCCAAAACUCGGCGACGACGAAGCAGCCGAAGAAGGUCCUCAUUGGGAAAAUCAAGAGCUCAGUGAAACUGAGUCUCGUAUUUCUGAUUGGGAAGGUGAAGCUGAAGGUGAAGAUGAUGGAGGAAGUGAGGCCGAAGGAGAUGAGGAAGAAGGCCCUUAUGAAGAGCCAAAUGAAGAUGCUAAAUUGUUUGUUGGGAAUUUGCCUUAUGAUGUUGAUAGUCAAAAGUUAGCAAUGCUUUUUGAGAAGGCUGGGACUGUGGAAAUUGCUGAGGUUAUUUACAACAGAGAAACAGAUCAGAGUCGUGGUUUUGGCUUCGUGACAAUGAGUACUGUUGAAGAAGCUGAAAAAGCUGUGGAUACAUUCAACCGUUAUGAGUUAUCAGGGAGGCUGUUGACUGUUAAUAAGGCUGCCCCGAGAGGUUCAAGGCCAGAACGACAACCUCGAACAUUUCAACCCGCUUUCAGAAUCUAUGUGGGCAAUCUUCCAUGGGAUGUGGACAAUGCACGCCUGGAGCAGGUCUUUAGUGAACAUGGUAAAGUAGUAGAGGCCCGGGUUCUUUACGACCGGGACAGUGGCCGUUCUCGUGGCUUUGGCUUUGUGACCAUGGCUGAUGAAACUGGAAUGAAUGAUGCCAUUGCUGCUCUGGAUGGACAGAGUCUAGAAGGAAGGGCGAUCAGAGUAAACGUUGCAGAGGAAAGACCAAGGCGCAACUUCUGAACUGAACCAAGAUGAAUUCAAGGCCCUUUUUUUCCUCUUGUUCUAUGUUACUUUCAUUUUUCCUUUUUGUUUCCCAGAAAAUGUAGGUGAGUUUUGUAGUGCAAUUGUUUAGCCACCUUAUUACAGUGUAAUUUGAUGUCUUUUAUGCUUCUAAAAUUUCAAGUCUGUUAUUAAUUUGGAUGAUGUGUGAGUUACAAGUUCCGCAA